Molecule: messenger RNA, 2364 nt
Organism: Pseudoliparis swirei
Lineage: Eukaryota; Metazoa; Chordata; Actinopteri; Perciformes; Liparidae
Product: carboxypeptidase Z-like
Exons: 11
Coding region: 171-2165 (664 amino acids)
Biological process (GO): proteolysis
Molecular function (GO): zinc ion binding; metallocarboxypeptidase activity; protein binding
Source: RefSeq, a predicted model, not a curated record
GCGCUUCCUCUGUAACUUGAUAGUUGUCCUCAAUACGUGCAACGCAGUUCGGGGGAAUCGACGCGCACACCCUCUGGCUGCUGCUGCGCGCGCGCGCGCGCGUGUGCGUGUGUGUGUUUGUGAGGUGCCACAUCGAAACGGAAUCAAAUAAAUCCCGGAAGAGGAGCACCAUGCUGCUGAUCCUGCUGCAGCUGCUGGUUCUCGUGUCGUGUGAUCCUCGACGUUGUGACCCGAGCUUUCGAGGACAGUGCAAGACAAAAGUGGAAAAAAAACCAAAAUGCACGGAUGUGUCUCUGUCCUACUGCGACGACAUGGCCUACACUCAGACCAUGUUCCCCAACAUCCUCGGCCACAAGACCCGCAAAGACGCCGAGGCCGGCGCCGAGUACCUCCUCAUGAGCGUGGUGCACUCUCUGCUCGGGGGACAGUGCAACCCGGAGAUCCGCAUGCUGGGCUGCUCCGUGCUGGCCCCGCGCUGCGAGCAGGAGAAGGUGCUGAAGCCCUGCCGCACCACCUGCGAGGCGGUGCGUAAAAGGUGUAGUCACGCUUUCGAGGGCAUAGAGAUGGCGUGGCCCUACUUCCUGGACUGCGACCGCUUCUUUGUCGGGGAUCAAGAGGGAUGUUACGACCCGCUGGAGGGCCUCAGAGCGGAGCAGGAUGGAGAGGCUGUCGACAGCAUGGAGUCUCUCCCCCCCGAGGAGCCCGCCACGGCGAUGCAGUUCACCUACCACACCGACGCUCAGAUGAACAGCAUCCUGAGGAGAACCGAGGAACAGUGCUCCGACAUCGCCAGAACCUACAGCAUCGGCCGCAGCACGGAGGGCAGGGAGCUGCUCGUCAUCGAGUUCUCAGACAACCCCGGCCAACGUGAGACGCUCGAGCCGCAGAUGAAAUACGUCGGCAACAUCCACGGAAAUGAAGUCCUGGGCCGCCAGCUGCUGGUCUACUUGGCUCAGUACCUGUGCUCCGAGUAUCAGCUGGGGAACCAGCGCAUCCAGACCCUCGUCAACACCACCGGCAUCCAUCUCCUGCCCUCCAUGAACCCCGACGGGUACGAGUUGGCGGUUUCUGGACUCCAGGACAAUAACUACGGUGAUGAUGAGGAGGAGGAGGAGGGUCCCAGAUACAAUUCUGGGAACGUCGGUCGAAACAACGCUCAGAACAUCGACCUGAACCGAAACUUCCCCGAUUUGACGUCGGUCGCCUACAGCCGACGGAGACGGAGCCGCCAUCGCACCGACCACAUCCCAAUCCCAGACUAUUACUGGUUUGGUAAGGUCGCACCGGAGACUUACGCCGUCAUGAAAUGGAUCCGCUCCAUCCCGUUCGUGCUCUCUGCUAACUUCCAUGCGGGCGACCUGGUGGUGUCCUACCCCUACGACCUGUCCAAACACCCGCUGGAGCGCAACAUGUUCUCCCCGACUCCGGACGACGCGGUAUUCAAGCUCCUUGCAGGAACAUAUGCAAACGCCCAUCAGACAAUGUCCAAUGAAAAUGCCCGAUGUGGACCGUCUCGUACGAGCAGCCAGAAAGGAACUGUUAACGGAGCGCAGUGGUCCAGCAUUACAGGCGGCAUGCAAGACUUCAACUACCUUCACACCAACUGUUUUGAGGUGACCGUGGAGCUGGGUUGUAAUAAAUUCCCCGCCGAAGAGGAAUUGUUUACCGACUGGGAAGCAAACCACGAGGCUUUAAUCGCAUUCAUGGAAGCGGCCCACGGAGGUAUCAAAGGGAUCGUUACAGAUGAGGAGGGGAACGCCGUCAACGGUGCACGAAUAUCAGUCCGAGGAAUACGGCAUGACAUCACCACAGCUGAAUACGGAGAGUACUGGCGCCUCCUCUCCCCCGGCGUUCACAUCGUGACCGCCUCGGCCGCGGGCUUCUCCAGAAGGGUGAAGAAGGUCCAUCUGCCUCGUCACAUGCUCACGGCGGGCCGGGUGGACUUCGUGUUGGAGAUUGAUGCUCUCGACACGCAACAGGUGGACGACACCGUGCUGUCAACGGGCACCUACCAGCGCUUUGACCCGUACAACCAUUACGAGCACUACACGAGGAUGACGGAUUUGAGCCUCGACCCAGAGGAGAGGGCAGAGAAGCCCUGGUGGUGGAACUACUUCGUCCUGCUGGGAAACCCCGCACCAACAUGGCUGCUCAAACACUAUUAGAGGAGAUUAUCUAUUUCUAUAGUAGACACACACACACCAAGCUAUUGUGCAAUGAAUGUGCUGCUUUUUAAGUGCUCUGUUUGGUCCCAACAUUAUUUCACUUAAUACAAGAAUGUAAAACACAGUUAUAACGAUUUUACAGCAGAAAUAAAUCACUUUUGUAUCAAUUUAUUGUAUUAAAUCCCAAUGUGAGUCAUUA